UAAAGCAAGGGAGUUGAUUGGGAGAGAACUGGUUUCACCACUCCUCUGCCUUGAGUCUUUCAUCAUAACUCAGGGCCAGGCAGGCAGAUUUUGCAAUGCACGAGCCCCAGUCCGUCAACUGGCUCUAGAGAGAGACUCAUGGAAAGGGCACCACACUCUUGCCCAGAUGUCUAAGGCCUCUGGAGAAGGAACUGAGAGAGCUGCAGGCUGGCAGAGCUGAGGAGGAGUGCUGCAAAGGGUCUGGGAUCAGAAGUGCCUCCACAGGGAAUAUGGAGCUGAGAUUUCCUGGGAGGAAGGCAGUUCUCUCCUUUCAGCUCAUUUUCCUGCUCUGGGCUUCUCUUCCUCGUGAGGUACCCAGUAAAGAAGUGAACCUUCUUGACACAAGCAUUGCUCAGAAUGAGCUGGGUUGGUUGCCACAUCCUCAAGAAAAUGGGUGGAGUGAGGUGCAGGAGAUCGUAAAUGGCACUCCGAUGUACAUGUAUCAAGACUGCAACGUCCUCUCGGAAGACGAUACUGACCAUUGGCUCCGGACCAACUGGAUAUUCCGAGCUGAAGCCUCUUCCCGCAUCUACGUGGAGCUGAAAUUCACCAUCCGGGACUGCAAGAGCUUCAAAGGAGAGGCGGUCAAUUGCAAGGAGACGUUCAACCUCUACUACAUGGAGUCAGAGCAAGAUGUUGGCAUCCAGUUCCGUCGCCUUCUCUUCACCAAGAUCAACACUGUGGCAGGAGACCGAAGUUUCACAGCGCAGGACAUCGCGACGCGUGACAUGCAGCUGAACAUGGAAGUGUGCCACAUAGAGAAGCUGCAGCAACGCGGCUUCUACCUGGCCUUUCAGAACUCGGGGGCUUGCGUUGCCUUGGUUUCCGUGAGAGUUUACUACAAGACCUGCUCGGAAAUUGUGCGCGGACUGGCCCAAUUCCCAGAGAAGCUAGCUGUUUCUGGGGGACUGGAAGAAGUGUCUGGUGUCUGCUUAAAGAAUGCAGUCGAGGACGGAGGGCUUCCACCGAAGAUGCACUGCAGUCCCGAUGGGGAGUGGCUGGUCCUUGUGGGCCGCUGCGUAUGCAUCACUGGCUUUCAGGAGGAUGAAGGAAGGUGUGUUGCCUGUCAGCCAGGUUCCUAUCGUCACUCACUGAAGACUGACCAGUGCCUCAAAUGCCCUCCAAACAGCUUCUCCAGUUCUCCUGCUGCCACAAGCUGCCCCUGCCACGAAAACUUCUUUCGGACUCCCACUGAGGACGAAACUGCUGCUUGUACUCGUCCUCCUUCGGCUCCUCACAAUGUCACCGUACUUAUUGAGGGGACUGAGGUCACCCUUUCGUGGCAGGCACCCAUGGAUCAGGGUGGGCGCAAAGACCUCUCCUACAGCGUCUCCUGCCAGCGUUGCAGUUCCCCAAAGUGCAGACCUUGCGAGAGCAGCGUGACUUUUUCUCCCAGCGCCCUAGACCUCACCCAGCAGAAUGUGGUUGUGAGCGGCCUGGAGCCCUUCAUCAAUUACAGCUUCGUUGUACGGGCUCAUAAUGGUGUGUCAGAGCUCACCGCAGCCUUCCACAGCAGCACCAGCUCUCCUGUCCGAGUUUUGGUGGGCCACGCAGUCCCUGGCAAGGUGACUGAUCUCAUCCUGGCAAGGCGAAAUGACAGCAGCCUCUCUGUGACUUGGUCACCGACACGACAUCGCAGCCGUAGCUCCGUGAACUAUGAGGUUAUGUACUUUGAGAAGGGAGAAGAGAAACACUACACUGUCCAACACCUCCAGGAACCCCAAGUAACUUUGGCAAAUCUGCAGCCUGACACAGCUUACCUGAUGCGUGUGCGCUCCAUCACAGACUCUGUAGCUGGGCCAUAUUCCCAGGAACAGGAAUUCCGCACUCUUCCACAAGACACUGGGAUGCCCUCUGGAGGAGUGAUUGUCAGCAUAAUCUUUGGAGUUCUGCUGUUUAUCGGUCUGGUUGUCGGUCUCCUUGUUUGCCGAAGGCACUCUUACCGACGCGGAGCCCGGCGAUGCCACAAGCAAUCUGGCUACGACCGAGAUGAGAUUUGGUUGAAGCCAUACGUAGACCUCCAGCCCUAUGACGAUCCCAGCAGGGGAGUCCUAGAAUUCACAAAAGAGCUAGACCCAUCCGUUGUCACCAUGGAGACUGUUAUUGGUGAAGGCGAGUUUGGGGAGGUCUACUGUGGGAAUCUGCGUUUCCCAGGGAAGGAACGUGUCGUCGUGGCCAUCAAGACCUUGAAGUCAACUUACUCAGACUCAACAUGGUGGAACUUCUUGCGUGAGGCGACGAUCAUGGGCCAGUUCAAUCACCCCAACAUUGUCCGCUUGGAAGGAGUCGUUACAAAACGAAACCCAAUGAUGAUUAUCACGGAAUACAUGGAAAAUGGGGCUCUGGACACCUUCUUACGGGAGAACAUGGACAAGUUCAGUUCGGUGCAGCUUGUGACGAUGCUGCAGGGCAUUGCCUCGGGAAUGACCUACCUGUCGGACCGCAACUAUGUGCACCGGGACCUGGCGGCCCGCAACAUUCUGGUGUCUCAUAACCUUCAGUGCAAGGUUUCAGAUUUCGGUCUUUCUCGGAUAUUAGAAAACGAUGUGGAGGGAACUUAUGAAACAAAGGGUGGCAAGAUCCCUAUCCGAUGGACAGCGCCUGAAGCUAUUGCCCAUCGAAUCUUCACCUCAGCCAGUGAUAUCUGGAGUUUUGGCAUCGUCAUGUGGGAGGUGCUGUCCUAUGGCGACAAGCCAUAUGGAGAUAUGACCAACCAGGAGGUGAUGAAGAGCAUAGAGGAUGGGUAUCGGCUCCCCCCACCUGUGGACUGCCCAUCCGUCCUCUACGAGAUCAUGAAGGUGUGUUGGUCAUAUGACCGGACCCGGAGGCCCCGCUUCCGGGAGAUCUUUGCUCAGCUAGAGCACUUCAUCUCCAGUCCACAUUUGCUUCGAACUGUGGCCGACUUUGACCCCAGGGUGACGCUCCGCCUCCCCAGCUGCAGUGGCUCCGAUGGGAUUCCUUAUCGGUCUAUCCCAGAGUGGUUGGAAUCCAUCCGCAUGAAGCGCUACAUCAUCAACUUCCGCACUGCCGGCCUGAACACCAUGGAAUCCGUCCUGGAGCUUUCUGCCGAGGACUUGAAGCAAAUGGGUGUGACUCUUCCUGGCCACCAGAAGCGUAUUCUGUGCAGCAUCCAAGGCUUCAAAGAGUGAUGGGGGUCUUGCAUCACCAAGCUGUCACUGGACCCAACGCCACAGAGCCCAGCAGAACAAGGAGAAGAGAAGGGGAACGGACUGAACCGAUCUUGCAGUGGCGCUGCAAGCACCGGCCUGGGGCUCCGAGAGUUGAUGGCAGAGUCUGCAGCAUGUGCACGAAAAACAUUCCUUGUGCCUCAUAGUGCACAGGUUGGGACUUGAGCUUCCCAACGCAGAAAGCAACACUCCACGAGGCUUCCUGCAGAUACUACGCCAGAGAAGUGGCCAAUGCUUAAAAUGCAAACUCCUUGCUUCUCUCUCAUUUUGUGUCUUGCCACCUCUUGUUUCAUUCUUGUGUUUCUACGCCAGCAGCAGCCACUCUGCCCGUCGCAUUUCAUAGUGACUAAGGAAGCAAGGUGUACUUAAAAUUAUAAGUAGAGCUGAAACCAUUCUGCCGGCAAAGCCGUAUCUAGCAAGAAGGGGUCCCUUCAAAUGCAAAAGUUGUGCUUGAAGACUCAGGGAUUGGGGG
This is a messenger RNA of Lacerta agilis (Sand lizard), 3699 nucleotides long. It is a transcript of the gene EPHA1, whose product is annotated as EPH receptor A1. The record is from RefSeq and is a predicted model, not a curated record. Gene Ontology annotation, cellular component: plasma membrane; neuron projection. Gene Ontology annotation, biological process: protein phosphorylation; cell surface receptor protein tyrosine kinase signaling pathway; axon guidance. Gene Ontology annotation, molecular function: protein binding; transmembrane-ephrin receptor activity; ATP binding. The coding region runs from base 270 to 3188 and encodes 972 amino acids. The transcript is spliced from 18 exons. Lineage: Eukaryota; Metazoa; Chordata; Lepidosauria; Squamata; Lacertidae.